AUGCCUCACCCGCAGCUUCCUCUAACGCCUGCUUCCUCGGUGGAAAUCAAGGGGCAGGAUGGUUCGCGGUUCGGGUCCCUCCAGAUGUCCUUCGAACUUCCCCCGCCCGCGGUGCCAGCCGCGGGCACAAGAAUGGAGUCCCAGCCGUCGUCAUCAAGCACCUCGUCCAAGGCAUCGUCCGCUUCGUCUUAUCACCCUCCUGCGAUUCCUGCGAGCGAGACGGUCAAGACCCGUCGACGCUCCUCCGCGGUGCAGCCGCCGAACAAAGACUCCUUCGCCCUCCCUCCACCACCAACGAGGUCUCGGAAAAUAAUACAGGUGAAGCCUCGAGGCCAACCGCAAGAAGCAGCAGAGUCCGUUAAGGAUACCACGAGAGAUGCCCCCUCCAAGGCGACAUCAGGCUCGAAGAAAAAACAGCCAUCGUCGACGAGCGUUGCGGGCCGAAAAAUAGCGAGGAAGACGGCACAUAGCCUGAUCGAGCGACGAAGACGAUCCAAAAUGAAUGAAGAAUUUGGGGUCUUGAAGGAUAUGAUUCCUGCAUGUACAGGGGAGAUGCACAAGCUGGCUAUUCUGCAGGCAUCUAUCGACUACGUUCGGUACCUAGAAGACUGUGUGGCCAAGCUGAAGGCCGAGAAUAAUCGAACAAAUUCCACACCAGUCAAUGACCAGUGCAGCCUCCCUCCUCCCGCCAGGCGUGAAUCCAUUAGCACGCCCCGACAAUAUACUGACGAUGGUGAUGUGGAGAUGGGUGGCUCGGGGGGGCCGUCACCGACAUAUCCCACUCCCAUGGUAAACUCGACUCGCCCAUCGGUUUCCCCGGCCCUUAUUCCGCAGGACUCCCGACAUCGCCAGGACUCAUACUCGUCUACAUCGACGGACCAUCGCCACUAUAGCUUCAGCGCAUCCUCGACGACAUCCCCGGCUCUUGGCCCGUCCGCGUAUGAUUAUUCGAGAAGCAUUACGUCGGUGGGUUCGGCGUUGCCGAGUCCUGCUUUGUUGCCGCAGAGGGAUCUUGAUCAGGAAGCCACUGCUGCCUUACUAAUGCUCAACACUGAUAGAAGGGGAACUCGAGAAAGUAUCAGUGCAAGAGGGGGAAUAAGUGUCAAGGAUUUACUGAGCACAUGA
This is a messenger RNA of Venustampulla echinocandica, 1125 nucleotides long. RefSeq lists its product as uncharacterized. The transcript has 2 exons. Gene Ontology annotation, molecular function: protein dimerization activity. The record is from RefSeq and is a predicted model, not a curated record. NCBI's taxonomy places the organism in Eukaryota, Fungi, Ascomycota, Leotiomycetes, Helotiales, Pleuroascaceae. Bases 1 to 1125 code for a protein of 374 amino acids.